Molecule: messenger RNA, 887 nt
Organism: Thamnophis sirtalis
Lineage: Eukaryota; Metazoa; Chordata; Lepidosauria; Squamata; Natricidae
Source: RefSeq, a predicted model, not a curated record
GUAGGCCAGGCCUGGUUGCCGGUCGACCUCUCUGCUUCUCCUCCUCUCUGCCCUUGGCUUCGCCAUGUUCCCCGUCGGUCGUUUUCUCGCCCGCGCUUUGCUGUUGGGAUCCCGGUCCCCGUCCCGUCAUUAUGCCGAAGCGGCGGCAGCUGCUACAGGCCCUGCACAGCUGGCCUUCACCUUCGCCUCGCCCUCUCAGGUUUUCUACAAUGCUGCCGUUGUGAAACAGGUGGAUGUUCCCACCUUAAGUGGAUCCUUUGGCAUCUUGGCUGCUCAUGUUCCCACCCUACAGGUCCUGAGACCUGGCGUUGUAACCGUCUUUGAUGAGGAAGGCUCCUCCAAAAAAUACUUUGUGAGCAGUGGUUCUCUCACGGUGAAUGCAGAUUCCUCUGUCCAGGUGUUAGCUGAAGAAGUGGCUUUAUUGGAUGAGCUCGAUGCUGCAACGGCCAAGUCGAACUUGGACAAAGCCUUGUCGGAACUCGCAUCGGCCCCUGACGAGGUAGCAAAAGCAGAAGCGCAGAUCAGCGUGGAAGCUAACGAAGCAAUUGUAAAAGCUUUGGAGUGAGCAGUGCUGUUGUAACUUUGAACAGUCACCGAUCAAAAUGAUUGUAAGAAAAUUCCACCACUGUUGCUUCAGAAAGUGGCCUCCUUCAGCUCGGGACCUCUCCUCGUCCUUCCUUCUCUUCUUUCGGUCUGUACAGGAUUUGUGAAUAAAGCUUGACAAUUAUCUGUUACCGAUUAAAGCAGAAGGUCAGGCCAAAAGGUCCUAUGUUAUUCCUCGGUUUUUCUGUUGUUGUUUUUUUUCCAAUGAUGACUCCUGGAAUCAGCUUGUCAUCUUUACAAAAUAGAGCGGAUGCAGGGCGAAACCAAUGCAUCUAAAAUCAAAA